AUGUCGCGACUAUGGGAUCAGCGAAAUAACCCGAUAAUGUAUAUAUGUGGAUAUUACACACUUUUUGUUGUAAUAACCAUAGUUGUACUAUUUGGCAUAUAUUGUGGUGUUACAUAUUGGCAAAACUGUAAGGACAUAUUGAUGCCGGAAGAGCGAUACCAGGAUUCACCGGCAGAAACACAGAUUUCUAUUGAUAAACAUAUGAUGAUGUUAGAUGAGCGAGAUUUGUACCCCGAUAUUACUUCAAGAAUUGGUUUUGAUCUUGGAAAUCGUGGAUUGACCCGAUAUCCGGACUUGGUUCAGCUUCUCAAGUAUAAUAAUCGAGAGCAGUCGCAAACAACCGUCGGACGAGAUUCGACUAGACUUUAUAUUUGA
Molecule: messenger RNA, 375 nt
Organism: Kluyveromyces marxianus DMKU3-1042
Lineage: Eukaryota; Fungi; Ascomycota; Saccharomycetes; Saccharomycetales; Saccharomycetaceae
Exons: 1
Coding region: 1-375 (124 amino acids)
Source: RefSeq, a predicted model, not a curated record